AUGCAGAAGGGUAUAAGUGAAAACUUUACAACAAAUCAUAAUUUCAGUAUAGAUGACGUGAAAUUUUAUGUUUUACCACCACAAGGAGAAAUUAAUUUUAAAGGGAAUGCAAAUGAAGAAGAAUUAUCAUAAAAUGAUCAUAUCUAAUAACCAUUAAAAAGUAUUGCGAAUGAACUUAUAGAAAAAACAAUCCCUAUUAGAUAAAGCUGGGUUCUAUCGAAACAGGCACAUCAAUUUAAUUUGCCACCCUCUUAUUUUAAAUAAAAAGUUGUUAUUCAAAGAAAUAAUGAUAAGCAUCUAAUUUAAAAGGAAAUAAACUAAAAUGAUUUUGUUCCUUAUUUAGAUUUUGAUAAUCAUCAAUUACAUCAAAUAAGACAGGAGGGAGUCUUCGAUGUCUAUUCAAAGAAUAAUCCAAAUAUAAAAUACCGAUGGAUUCUUUCAAGGUGGGUUGUAAAAGGAACCAAGAAUAUAAGAAAUACUUUUUAUAAAGAUAUGUUAAAAGCUUAAGAUUGUUUAACUGGCCUAGGGGAUUUUAUAUAUACCAAAGAAAACUUUGAUAGUUUAUGGAACUAUUCAAUUGUCCACGGACUAUAUACGAUUAUUAAGAAAACAUUAUUGAUUCCAUCACUUUUUAUUGGAUAUAGAGAGAUGAUUUUGAAAUAUUCUGAAAAAUAAGCACAAAUUUAAGUGGAAAGCAAAAGGUAAUUAUCUUUAAGAAAUAAGAAUUUGAAUUUUUCAAUAUAUUAAUAUCUCUACCAUACUCCAGCAACUCAAUCUGCAACUUAAUUCAAGGUUGAUGAUUUAAAGAAUCAAUUAAAAUAGUUUGAAUAAGACUGUUGGAAAAUAGUAGCAUUAUUGAGUGACAAAUAUAUCAAUCGAUAGAAUCAAAAUAUUUAUGAACAGAGAAAUUUGGAAGAAAAAUAUCACAUUAUUUAUGAUUAAAAUAAGGACAUUGAGGAACUCAUAAACGAAUAGCUUAAUAAUGCUCAAAGAAGAUUUGUGCAAUAAAAUAGCUUGGAUAUGCCUGAAGGUGCUCUGAAAUAGAUUUUAGACAUUGCUGAAUGUUAAUAAUUGCAAAGAUAUUAUAAAGAUUUAUUGAAGAAUUCACUUGCGGACUAUGAAAAUUAAGUCACAGAAUAAUACGAAAAAUAGUUUUUCUUCUUAAAUAAACCAGCGCAUCGAAAAUAAUACAUUAAUGAAAAGUUAAAGAUUCGAAAGAAGAAUUUAAAAGGCCAAUAUUAUAAUUAAAUGAUCUAAGAAUUAGCCUAAUAGAAUAUUCUUGAUAGAAAUAUUUUUAUAGAAUUUACUGAGAAUAAGAAAAAGUAUAAGCAAAAAGUAAAAGAAUUUGUAAAAUAGAAAAAAUAAAGUCCAAACAUUACCUAUCUUAUAACUCGUUUUGCUUUGCCUCCUUAUCCAAUAAUUUAUGAAGAGAAUAAAUUUGAACUUGUUAAAGAAGUGAGUUAUAAGGUAACCUCGAAAUAUUUCGGUUGGAAAUUAAAUAGUUUAUGCAUAAUAUACUAUAUGUUAAUCUCUGAUAGCUACUACUGGUUUUAUCAAUUUGGAAUAAUGGGAUCUUUUGGACUUAAUUCUUUAUUUUCAAUAAAACCAUUUUACAAUGAUAAAAAAAUAAAUGAGUUAACUGGGGAAGUAAUAGAAGUUGAAUUAGUUUAAACUAUUUGCUCGACAUUAAAUUAAGUAUACAAAGGUAUGAGAUAAUCAAGGAAGGAAUUUGAAGAAUUAGAGAGUUCUGGACUAUUUGGUAAAGGUUGUUAAAGAAUUUAUAAUUUGCUUGAAGUCUAUGUAUUUCGAUUCUUAUUUGUUGGAGUGUUUUACACAUUGAUUUUGUAACCAAUUCUAAUCCUCUUCUUCUCAGCGUUUUUAUUCUUUCUUUUCAUUACUUCAUUCAUUUGGGCCUUUUUUCUUGCAGUAUUAAGAUUGAUGGUGUGUAUAUUGAUAUAUGAUUUUGAGACAGCAUUUAGAAUAGAAUUCAAGGAAUUGAAUAAUAUUCAUUCUAUAUUGCCAUUAUUUAGAGUUUUCGUUGAUAUAAUGAUAGGAAUGUUGGAAGUACUAGCAUGCUUGAUAUGCUUGUUGAUUUUGCCUUUAUUUGCUAUGAUAGUAAUAUUAUUUGGAAUUAUACGAUAUAUGAUUCGUUCUAUGUAUGAUUGUUUCAUGAUGACAUUUGUGUAUUGUUGCGGGAGAGUUCCUCGUCGUUCUGGAUGUUUAGUAUGGAGACUUGAAGGAGACAACGGGUAGAAAAAGAUAGUUUAUAAUUAUCAUAAAUUAUCAAGUGAAGAAUUCUAGAUUUUGGCUGCUAGAGAAAUAGAAAAGUACAUUAUCCAAGAAUACCAGAAUCGUUUAAUAAUAAAUAUCUAAAAACCAGAAAAAGAAAUAAAUAGAUAUUUGUAACCAUUUUUCAAAUUUUUCAAUGCCACUUAUUAAAUAGAGGAUAAAAAUUCAAAACUUCUUCAAGAAUAACUGGCUGCAAAAAUUGCCAAUCUUAAUUAAAAUCAACCUGUACUGGAUAAAGAAACUAAAAAAUACAUUAAAUUCUCUGAAAAUGAACUUUCAGAGAUAAAACAUUUCUUGAAGAUUUUUGUAAUUGAAUAACUCAAUCUAAAAAAUAUGCAUUCCUAUAUUUGGAAAUAGACAGGCUUAUAGAUUGGUUAAUUUUCAGAAUUGGUAGAUAUUAUUUUAAAAUAAAUAUUUGGAAAUGAAAUUUUAAUACCAAAUAAAGAACUGAUUCAAGAAGCUUAGUUUAAAGUAGAGAAAGAAAAAGGAUUUGGUCAAUAAAUAGAAAGAGCAAUGAAUGGAGAAGUAAACUUAAACAAGCCAGUAAAAUAUAUCUUAGAAAAAAAAUAAGAUAUAAAGUUGCAAAUUACAAAGAAGGUUUAUAAAAUAUUUAUCCCUAUUUCUGAAAUGCUUGAUAAAAUAUGGGCUGCUUAGUAAACUUAAUAAGAAUGGAGUUCUUUAAGCAGAAAGGAUUUAAGAUUUUUAUUAAAUUAUUCCUUAAUAAAUGAAUGA
Molecule: messenger RNA, 3021 nt
Organism: Paramecium tetraurelia
Lineage: Eukaryota; Ciliophora; Oligohymenophorea; Peniculida; Parameciidae
Exons: 10
Source: RefSeq, a predicted model, not a curated record